Molecule: messenger RNA, 354 nt
Organism: Linum tenue
Lineage: Eukaryota; Viridiplantae; Streptophyta; Magnoliopsida; Malpighiales; Linaceae
Source: the annotation of a GenBank genome assembly
AUGAAGGUAGCCGUCGGCGCCCACGGCGUCCACUCAGCAUCCCUGGCCGGGCCGGAGAAGACCCAAAUCGAGGUCACCGGCGACGGAAUCGACUCUGUGGCACUCGUAAAUCUGCUUCGAAGGAAAGUGGGAUGCGCUCAACUGCUCAGCGUUGGCCCUAUGGAAGAGAAGAAGGAAGAGGAAGCGGAGAAGAAACCGGAGGAGGAAGAUUCUAAACCGCCGCCGGCGCCCGUCGUAUGGUCCUACGGCUACGCUAGUGGCCGCCCGCCGCCUCAUCACUACGUCUACCAACCGAACCCGGACAUUGUUGGGUACUGUUACAAUGACAAUGACCCUUCUUGCGCCAUCAUGUAG